GUGAAGGCAGCAGCGGGCUGUCAGCUGUACGGAGGGAAGGUGUGUUUAGCUGGAGUGGGGUUUUGGGAGCGCUGUAUCAUUUCGCUCUCGCUGGCGCGUUGCCUCGCCUUUUGUUUGAUCAAACUCGUGUAUUUACCCGUUCCCCCAUUUUACGCGGAUACACGUUUGAAGGAAAAAAACGUUUAUGGUCCUGGCUGAAGACUUCACGAUGUCUCGCACCGACGAGGUUCACCGUUUGACGGAAAAUGUCUAUAAGACCAUCAUGGAGCAGUUCAACCCCUGCUUACGGAACUUUGUUGCCAUGGGGAAGAACUAUGAGAAGACCCUUGCCAAUGUGACAUUUGCUGCCAAAGGCUACUUUGAUGCUCUGGUCAGAAUGGGGGAACUGGCCAGUGAGAGUCAAGGAUCCAAAGAUUUGGGGGAUGUGCUGUUCCAGAUGGCUGAAGUCCACAGACAGAUCCAAGUGCAGCUAGAGGAGAUGUUGAAAUCCUUCCACAACGAGCUGCUCUCUGAGCUAGAGAAGAAGGUGGACUUGGAUAGUCGUUACCUGACUGCUGCCCUGAAGAAAUACCAGAUGGAACACAAGAACAAAGGGGAGAGUCUGGAGAAGUGCCAGGCUGAACUGAAGAAGCUGCGCAGGAAGAGCCAGGGCAGCAAGAACCCCUCGAAGUACGGAGAGAAGGAAAUGCAGUUUGUGGAGACCAUCAGCAGUAAGCAAACGGAGCUGGACACCUUCAUCGCUGAGGGAUACAAGACAGCCUUGUCUGAGGAGCGCCGCAGGUACUGCUUCCUGGUGGACCGCCAAUGUGCCGUGGCCAAGAACAGCAGCGCCUACCAUGGCAAGGGUAAAGACCUUUUGACUCAGAAGAUCCCAGUGUGGCAACAGGCUUGCUCAGACCCCAACAAGCUGCCAGAGAGGGCCAUGCUCCUGGCACAGCAGAUGGGCUCUGCCUCCCUCGGGGGCGCAAGCCCCCUGCAUACCUCUAAAUCCAACUUGGUCAUCUCAGACCCUAUCCCUGGGGCCCAGCCUCUUCCUGUGCCCCCAGAGCUGGCUGUUUUCAUGGGCAGUGGCAUGGGACACCCUGCGAGGCUGAUAGGCCCCGAUGGGAUGUCCAUGGUAAAUGGAACAACAGGAGUCCACGGGGAUGAAUAUUGGACGGAUGGAGGGACUAUACCCGUGUCCCAAAUUAGGCCUUCAUCCCCUCAGAGCCAGGCGCAGGGCCAGUCCCAGGCUCAGCCCCAGAGACAGGUCAGCGAUGUCUACUCCAACACCCUCCCUGUUCGCAGGCCUGCCCCCGCCAAGAAUAAGAACCCAGUGGGAGAGACCCGGACCUUGCCCAGGUCCAGCUCCAUGGCAGCAGGCCUGGAAAAGAAUGGCCGCGCCCGUGUCCAGGCCAUCUUCUCCCACGCUGCGGGUGACAACGGCACCCUGCUCAGUUUCUCUGAGGGAGAUAUAAUCACCCUACUAGUGCCUGAGGCCCGUGAUGGCUGGCACUAUGGGGAGAAUGAGAAGAACAAGAUGCGUGGCUGGUUCCCAUUCUCCUACACACGUGUGGUUCCGGAAAGUGAUAAUGAGAAGCUCAAAGUUAACCUGCACCAUGGGAAAAGUAGCAGCACAGGGAACUUGUUGGAGAGUGAUGCAUCACUGCCCACACCUGACUACGGGCUGACUGCCCGACUGCUGGCACAGAGCCUAGCACAGACCCGCCCACGCCCCUACAGCAUGGCAGCCUUUGGCACACAGCCUGCUAUUGAGGAUUAUGACGGACGCUUUGCCACAAGUUUGGGUCCAGAAUUGUCCCGGUUCUGAGGGAACAGGACCUCCUGACCGUUCCCUGGAGGUCUACCUCCGGCCCACCUUCACUGAUGACCGAUCCGCGCCCAUCUUCUACUAGCGGCCUGCUGUCUCCUUUUGUCCACUUUUUAAAGAGGAGAGAGAAAAUGGCCAAAAUUGGCAUAUUUGAGGUCCCACGCUGCAAAGAAUUCUGUUUUUUUGCCGUGCAAAUUCACUCUGAGAAUUUUCAGUUAUUCCUCGUGAUGUUUUUGCAGAUGCUAUCACAAAUGUUGAAUGUCUCAGCCUGAACAUUCAAUUGCAAUUGUGAGAGUAGAUUUUAUUUAGAUCACACCAGUUGUGGAUAAGGUAUGGCUAAUAGAUUUUUACUAGUAAUGCAGUGGAAUUAUUAUUUAUCUGCACCUCUAUUAUGGGAUUUUAUUUGUUCUUCAACACUAUACACUGUAAAUUUCAUUUGAGGAUUAUUUGCAUUAACGAGCUGUUUAGGUGAGGCUUAGGGGUGAAUAAGAUUAUCUACAGCAGUUGUCAGUGCAUCACUUUCACAUGCACUGACAUGUUGAUUGGAUGCUGUCACAAAUAGCUAGAACUGGUCAGUUGGGGAAAGUAGGAUUUUGCUUUUGUUAAGGGAUAAAGUACUAUAGAAUUACUAGUUGUGAUACAGUAUACCCAUAUUUUCAGGGUGGGGACUGUGCCUUCUAUUUAUUUUUCUUUUAAACAUACAGUAUAUUUCAUGCAGCAUUGGCCCAGUCAUUGUGUAAACUGGUUUGAGCGCAUAUGAAUCACAGUUCAACUUGUAUUUUUAUAUUUGUGGAAAUAUAGGUAGGAUUGUUUCCCUUUUUGCUGCACUUCAGUCAACAUAAUACAAGAAUAUUUUCACUAUUUUUUUCCUUUUCUUUACAUUUCAGUAAUAUCUAAGCUGCAAGAUAUGAAGCCAAGAAAUGAAUAUAUAUUGGGGCUUUAAAAAAAAUAUAUAUAUAUAUUUAGCUUUGAGGGAGUGGUAGCUUAUCAGAUAAGGUACAGUAUUAUUAUAGCUUUUCAUCGUUCAUUCUCAGUAUUAUACACUCAUCUGGGGAAAAAAAGCUUAGAGCAGAGACAAUUAUCUACAGGAUGAUGUGUGGGGAUAGAAGUGGAAAGAAAGUGUGUGGUUGUGUGAAUGAGCUAAAAUGCCUCUUAGAUUGCAAUAAAUCAAGUUACAUUGUGAAAAGUCCAUUUUCCAUGGAUGAGAGUUAAAUCAUGAAAAGUCAAUUUUCCAUGGGUGAGUCCUUUACACUGAGUGAUGUGAUCAGGCUUUUAUUACACAGCUCAUUGGCAGCAAGUUUCAAAUGCAUUUUGUACUUUUUUAUAGCUUUCAUUGUGUCCAUUUCUCACCUUUGUCCCUGUUUGUAUUAUAUCUGUACUGUACAGAAAGUGCAUAUAAAUUAUCUUGUCCAAAAUAAAUCUAAAUGGGCAGAAAC
Molecule: messenger RNA, 3246 nt
Organism: Etheostoma spectabile (orangethroat darter)
Lineage: Eukaryota; Metazoa; Chordata; Actinopteri; Perciformes; Percidae
Gene: baiap2a
Product: BAR/IMD domain containing adaptor protein 2a
Exons: 15
Coding region: 185-1810 (541 amino acids)
Biological process (GO): actin crosslink formation; plasma membrane organization; actin filament bundle assembly
Cellular component (GO): nucleoplasm; cytosol
Molecular function (GO): cytoskeletal adaptor activity; protein binding
Source: RefSeq, a predicted model, not a curated record